Messenger RNA from Phragmites australis (common reed), 1090 nucleotides. RefSeq names its product proline-rich protein 4-like. Bases 99 to 860 code for a protein of 253 amino acids. The record is from RefSeq and is a predicted model, not a curated record. Lineage: Eukaryota; Viridiplantae; Streptophyta; Magnoliopsida; Poales; Poaceae. The transcript has 2 exons.
CUCCUAGCUCUCCACCCAUCCUCCUCUACCACUUCACACAUCACAGGUAGUAACGACAAACGAGCAGCAAGAUCUCGAGCUCGACGUGUUCCGCAAACAUGGGAGCUGCACCUCGCAGGCUUCUCCUCGGCGUCUGCGCCGUGCUGAUGGCGAUCGCUGUCACUGGCGAGGCAGCGUCGGUCGUGGUCGGCCUGGCCAAAUGCGCCGACUGCACGAGGAAGAACAUGAAGGCCCAGGCGGCUUUCAGGGGUCUUCAAGUUGCGAUCAAGUGCAAGAACGCCAACGGCGAGUACGAGAGCAAAGCAGUCGGUAAGCUUGAAAACUCCGGCGAAUUCACCAUCCCCCUCGCCGCUGACCUCCACGGCGCCGACUGCCUUGCACAGCUCCACAGCCUGGCGGGCGCCCCGUGCCCCGGGCAGGAGCCAUCCAGGAUCGUGGCGCAGUCCGAGGGCACCUUCGUCGCCGUCCCCGGCAAGACACACAGCUCAUCAGCGGAGUGCGCAUCGGCGACCAUCUGCGGCCCGAUCAAGAAGCACUUCUUCGACCACUUCCACAAGAAGCCCGUGCCGCCGAAGCCGAAGCCGCAGCCCGAGCCGCAGCCAGAGUACCACCCUCCCACGCCGACCUACGGGUCGCCGACUCCGAUCUACCAUCCUCCGGCCACGCAUUUAUUUGACAAGAAGCAUGUGUUCGAUCACUUCCACAAGGACCACGACUACCACCACUUCUUCGACCACUUCCACAAGAAGCCUGUACCGCCAAAGCCGAAGCCAGAGCCCAAGCCACAGCCGGAGUACCAUCCCCCGACGCCGACGUACGGAUCGCCAACUCCGAUCUACCAUCCUCCGGCCAAGAACUGAGUCCGUUUCCUGCGAAUGAUGUUGCCCUGAGAUGAAUACAUGGUGAUGUUGUCUGAUUUGCAGCCCUGCUUAUUAGUUUCUGCAGAAUAAUUGUUACGUGGCACUGAGAUUGGAGCCGGGCAGUAGCUUUUAGCUACAAGAGCGUGUGCUUAUUUAUGGAGAGUUCGAGACAUGUUAAUAUGUAAUCUUUUCCGUAAUUAUAUAUUGCAUUGUACCGUGAUUUGCAACUA